Messenger RNA from Danaus chrysippus (African queen), 393 nucleotides. NCBI's taxonomy places the organism in Eukaryota, Metazoa, Arthropoda, Insecta, Lepidoptera, Nymphalidae. The record is from the annotation of a GenBank genome assembly.
AUGGCAACUCCGUCUUCUGAUGCUGCAGAUCAAUUUGAUCAAUUUGAUGACGAAGAAUCGGAACAACAAUUGGGUGCUACAGCGUCUGGUAGGAAAAGACUUUUCAGCAAAGAAUUGCGAUGUAUGAUGUACGGUUUCGGUGAUGAUAAGAAUCCAUAUACAGAAAGCGUUGAUUUCUUAGAAGAUCUUGUUAUUGAAUUUAUCACUGAAACUACACAUAAAGCUAUGGAAGUUGGUAGACCAGGAAGAGUUCAGGUGGAAGAUAUAAUAUUUUUGGUGCGCAAAGACCCUAGAAAAUAUGCAAGAGUAAAGGAUUUGUUGACUAUGAAUGAAGAGCUUAAAAAAGCUAGAAAAGCUUUUGAUGAAGUCAAAUAUGUUGAAGACCAACAAUAG